This is a messenger RNA of Mugil cephalus (flathead mullet), 1822 nucleotides long. It is a transcript of the gene hnrnpl, whose product is annotated as heterogeneous nuclear ribonucleoprotein L. The transcript is spliced from 14 exons. The record is from RefSeq and is a predicted model, not a curated record. The coding region runs from base 78 to 1667 and encodes 529 amino acids. Lineage: Eukaryota; Metazoa; Chordata; Actinopteri; Mugiliformes; Mugilidae. Gene Ontology annotation, cellular component: nucleus. Gene Ontology annotation, molecular function: mRNA binding. Gene Ontology annotation, biological process: regulation of RNA splicing; mRNA processing.
AUAUCUUGCUGUAAAACAUCGCAAGUGUUCCGUUUUUCCCAUGCGCCUGGAAUGCAGCAGUAGCCCGGCCGGACAACAUGGCUGCUGCUGCGGGCCGAUACUACGGAGAAGGCGGCCGAGCAACCAAAAGACAGAAAACUGAAGACGGAGGAAUGACAACGGAGAACUACGAUGAUCCUCAUAAACCGCUACCGUCCCCGGUGGUGCACAUCAGGGGCUUGGUGGACGGUGUCAUGGAGGCUGACCUGGUGGAGGCCCUGCAGGAGUUUGGUGCCAUUAGCUUUGUGGUUAUGAUGCCUAAGAAGCGUCAGGCAUUGGUUGAAUAUGAAGACAUGAAUGGGUCCUGCAAUGCUGUUACAUAUGCAGCAGAGAACCAGGUUUACAUUGGCGGUCACCCUGCCUUCAUCAAUUAUUCCACUAGUCAAAAGAUCUCCCGACCAGGAGACUCGGAUGACACCCGGAGCGUCAACAAUGUGCUGCUGCUCACGAUCAUCAACCCCAUCUAUCCUAUCACCACGGAUGUCCUCUACACCAUUUGUAACAACUGUGGUCCUGUGCAGAGGAUUGUCAUCUUCAGAAAGAAUGGUGUACAGGCCAUGGUUGAAUUUGAUUCAGUCCAAAGUGCCCAGAGGGCUAAAGCAUCUCUGAAUGGGGCAGACAUCUAUUCAGGCUGUUGCACUCUGAAGAUUGAAUAUGCCAAGCCAGCGCGCCUUAAUGUCUUUAAGAACGACCAGGACACGUGGGACUACACAAACCCCAAUCUGAGUGGCCAAGAUGCUGAUGGUGAAGGCAAUUGGAACAAUUCACAAGAUCCCAAUGCAAAUCCCAACAAACGGCAGAGACAGCCAGCUCUUCUCGGAGACCACCCACCUGAUUACGGUGGCCCGCAAGGAGGUUACCAUGGUUACAAUGAUGACAGCUACGGCCCACCCCCUCCCCACCGCAUGGGGCCGGGCAUGGGUGGGCGUGGUCGCGGUAGUCAGCGGUACGGCCCAGGGUACGGACCUCCGCCUCCUGAGUACGGGCCUCACGCUGACUCCCCGGUUCUGAUGGUGUACGGACUGGAGCCCUCUAAGAUUAACGCUGACAAGGUUUUCAACAUCUUCUGCCUCUAUGGAAACGUAGAGAGGGUCAAGUUCAUGAAGAGUAAGCCUGGAGCAGCAAUGGUAGAAAUGGGAGACUGUUACUCUGUGGACAGAGCCAUCACUCACCUCAACAACAACUUCCUGUUUGGACAGAAACUCAAUGUUUGUGUUUCCAAGCAGCAGGCCAUCGUGCCAGGACAGUGUUAUCAGCUAGAGGACAACACCAGCAGCUUCAAAGAUUUCCACGGAUCCCGCAACAACCGUUUCACCUCCCCAGAGCAGGCGGCGAAAAACCGAAUCCAGCACCCGAGCAACGUCCUGCACUUCUUUAACGCACAGCCCGACAUCUCUGUAGAGAUCUUCAACCAGGUCUGUGACGAGCUGGGAAUUAAGAGCCCCACUAGUGUGAAGCUUUUCACUGGAAAGAGUGAGCGAAGUUCAUCCGGACUGCUCGAGUGGGAAUCCAUCAAUGAUGCCAUGGAAGCUCUGGCUCUUAUGAACCAUUAUCAAAUGAAAAACCCCAGUGGGCCUUACCCGUACACACUGAAGCUGUGUUUUUCAACCACACACCAUGCCAACUAAAUACUCUCCUGUCAAACUAUUUGUAAUGUUUUGUCUUUGCAUUGAGUAUGCUGCAGUUCUGUUGUCACAGUAUAAGGAAAAACAGUAUUGACUAACAAAAAUUAGGUUUAAUGUGCAUUAGGAAAAUGUUACAUAAAUUAUACUUUUGUUUUCAA